CUCACCUGAAAUUCGCUGAACGUUGCAUCGUCCAUUGUUGUACUGAGUCUGCGCGUAACGUCGCCUUUAACUGUCAAGCUAGCCAGCGCGAGACUUUAAAACUGAUACACAAAAGGGAGUCUUUCUGUCAUGGCUGAGUCAUCUCCGCUCCGCAGUCUCCUACGGGACGACAGAUUGGAGCUCAACAAGAAUUUGGAGAGACUGAUAGAAAACGUUGAGAAUAUGUCAGUUCAGCUGACUUGGAUGGCUUAUGACAUGGUGACACUGCGGACCAUACCAGAGCUGGUGUCUUCAAUGCAGCAGCUGGAAGAAGCCUAUAAUAGAUGCAGAGCCGCUGUGUGGGGAGACCAGGAGCCAGAGCAAGAUCCUGCUCAGACUGCUUAAAUAUUUCCUCAUCAGACUUAUUUAAUCUACCAGAGUUCUCAGUUCAUAAGAGUAUUACACUGAAAGGGAGAGGCUUGUUGAUACAGUUUAUGAUGGAUACUGCAGUUUUGCUCACUCAUGUUCAAGGUACUUUUCACACUAUUACAAUGGUAUUUUAUGCAGACGCUAGGUUUUGGACCUCCUUGAGCUGCCUUUACAUUAACAAGUAUGUUUCUUUCAACUAAGAUUGUAAGCUUGUUGAUGGUUUGUUUACACAGGCUUGCCGUUUUCUUAGCAGUUUGUAAUGUGCCAGACCUGAUUUAUUGAAUAAACUUUGAAGUUACACAUGAAAA
This is a messenger RNA of Cheilinus undulatus (humphead wrasse), 716 nucleotides long. It is a transcript of the gene syce3, whose product is annotated as synaptonemal complex central element protein 3. The record is from RefSeq and is a predicted model, not a curated record. Bases 130 to 384 code for a protein of 84 amino acids. Gene Ontology annotation, biological process: spermatogenesis; synaptonemal complex assembly; reciprocal meiotic recombination. NCBI's taxonomy places the organism in Eukaryota, Metazoa, Chordata, Actinopteri, Labriformes, Labridae. The transcript is spliced from 3 exons.